Molecule: messenger RNA, 2820 nt
Organism: Hansenula ciferrii
Lineage: Eukaryota; Fungi; Ascomycota; Saccharomycetes; Phaffomycetales; Wickerhamomycetaceae
Gene: BOS1
Product: Bos1p
Exons: 2
Coding region: 1-2820 (939 amino acids)
Biological process (GO): vesicle fusion; endoplasmic reticulum to Golgi vesicle-mediated transport
Cellular component (GO): SNARE complex; late endosome membrane; Golgi apparatus
Molecular function (GO): SNAP receptor activity; SNARE binding
Source: RefSeq, a predicted model, not a curated record
AUGACUUCGUUAUUAUGUUUACCAGAUGAAUUAUUGGUUAAAGUUAUCUUACAUUUAAGUCCAGACGAUAUCAACAACUUAUAUGCAUUCCAUCCAAUUGCAAACAGGCUCAAGAACUUCAUAACUUUAACAAAAGAUACACAUGAUACAAAGUUUUUCUUUAAUAUACCAUCAGAAUCACAUAUUUAUUGGGAUGAUAAUAAAACUUUACAAAAUCAUGAAAUGAUCAAACUAUUUGAAAUUUCAUAUAUAGAGAAUUAUACUGGAUCUAUUUCUCAUACUUAUCAAAAUGUUUUCGCAAAAUUUAUUGUGUUUGUUGGUGAUUCACAUGAUAUUGAAGACUAUAUGUAUGAAGAAACUAAUGAUUUAUUGGAAAUGCAUCCUAUUAAUCCCAAAAACUUUAAUUAUUUAUUAUUUGAUACAAUAUCGGAUGUUCUCUCUUUAGGGGGUAUCAAUGAUAUUAUAAGAAGUCCUGGAAAUUAUCAUUUCAAAAAAGUACAGAAUGUGAAUAUUUUUGAUAUGAAAAUAAUAAAUCAAGAUGAAAAAAUCAAGUUUGAAAGAAUUGGUGAUUUGACAAUAAAUUCCGUGUCAUUACCACCCAUGCCAAUCAUUAAUAUAUUUAAUUUUGAUCAAUAUAUUGUUGCAAAAUGUUUCAUUUAUAUUGAAGUUGAGGCUCUUGAUUUUUCAUUUUAUAAAUUCACAAAUAUCAAGCUUUUAACUAUUAGACUUGAAGAUUAUGAGGUUUAUCCAGAAGAUGACCCACUAUAUCACUUAAGCAUGAAAAAUUGUAACUUUUCACAGUUACAAGUAUUAGAAAUUAAGGCUAGUCAUGGAGUUAUUCAAGAUUGUGAAUUUCCACAUUUGAAACUCUUAAAAAUUGAACAGAGUCUUGAAUUUGAUCAUAGACGUUUUGAAUUUAAAAAUGUUAAAUUUCCUGAAUUAAUUUAUUUUGAGUGGGAUUCAGAAGAAAAAUCACCAAUAAUUCAACAAGACGUUGAGCUUCCUAAAUUAAGGUUAUUGGAACUUCGAGUUGGUAGUAGAUUUAACCCUGUUAUAGACCUUUUAGGAGAACAUCUUAUGGAUUAUUAUACAGGCCGUAAUCCAAGGUUUCAUGAUGUAUAUGAGACUGAUUAUUGCUACUGUGAUGUGGUUGGUAAAAUGAAUUUGAUUAAACAGAAAUUUCCAGAAGGAUUAUAUGUAAUUUUAGCGGUAUUAAAAGCCAUAGAGUCAAAAAAAUUAGAUCAAUUGACUUUCAUUGCCAUUGAAGUUAACUAUUUAUUAGAUAGUAAAGAUUUAUCAAAUUUUACAUUCAAGAAAUUGAAAAAAGCUGAAGUUAUAAUUUCUGAAGAUUUGAAAUCGAUGGUGAAAAUGUUUGAAGCACCAUUGUUGGAACAAUUAGUUCUUAAAUAUAAACGUGGUGACAUAUUUGAUAGUGAACUUAUUGAACAUUUCAAAAAUUUAAAAGAAUUGGUACUUAUGUAUGAUACUGAUGAAGAUAUUGAAAUUCAAGCUGAGAAAUUACCAAAUCAAAUUGAAAAAUUACUUAUUAAAUCAAGACCAUUUUGUAAAAUUUCAAUCACUGGUGAAUUUAAAAAUUUGAAAAGUUUAAGAAUUGAAAAACAUAAUAAGUCUGCUAAAUCCCAGAUGAAUACUAGUCAUCAUCCAGAGGCUGAUCCAAAUGUCAUCACAUUGAAUUUAUCCGCCCCAAAAUUAAUUGAAAUAAAGCUUUCAGGUGUUGGGUUUAAUCUUUUAAAACUUCAUAAUUGUCCCUUAUUAGAAAUUAUAACUGGGAAAUGUGUUUCAAGAAUUAACUUUCUUGAAAGUUUACCAUCAUUAACUAAAUUUAGUAUUGAAGAAACUAAAUACACCGAAGAAAUCAUUGCUAAAGCGCCUUCAAAAUUGAAAGUUCAUUAUGAAUAUGGUUUAGAAGCUAAAGAAUCACAGCUAAUUAUUGGAGUGGUCGAUGAUGUUCAAAAUUUACAAAAUAAGACAAAACAUUGGUAUGAAGAAGAACCAGAUAAAUUUCUGAUUAAAACUUUUAAAGAUGAACUUUUAGAAAAAUUGAAAAACGAAACGUCUUGGUAUGAACCUUCAAAAAGAUGGUAUUUUGAUGAUAAUGGAAAAAUAGUUUGGGAUCCAUGUGGUGAUUGUACACUUCGUAAAGACAUUUCACAAUUUGAAUCUCAAUUAAACACAGCUCCUUUAUCUCUUCAAGGAUCAAUAGUGGCAAAUUUAUCUACAUUAACCAAGACAAUAGAUGAAUAUGAAUCUUUAGCUAAGAAUGAAUCACAACCAGAAAAACAAGAAAAAGCUCGUAUAAGGUUGAUUAAUUUUAAGAAAGAUAUUCAAGAAUUGAGAACAAAAUAUCAAAAUUUGAAAAAAACAAGAGAUGAUCAAUUAGAAGAAACUACAAGAUCUGAAUUAUUAAAUAGAAGAGGUCAUUAUAAUGGACAAUCAUCUAUAACUUCUUCAUCUUCAGCAAAUCCAUUUGAUUCUCAACAAGGUACACAACAACAACCACAACAACAACAAUCAUAUCAUGAUGGAUUAUAUAAAGAAAAUUCAACAUUAUCAAGAGGAAAUCAACAAUUAGAUGAAAUUUUGGAGAUGGGUAUGGAAGCUUUUGAUGAAUUAGUUGCUUCAAAUGAAUUAAUUAGAAAGUUUCAAUCUAAAGUAACAGAUAGUUUAUCAACAUUAGGUGUUUCUCAAGGGACAAUAAGAACUAUUGAAAAAAGAGCAUUUGAAGAUAAAUGGUUAUUUUAUGGUGGUGCUAUAUUAAUGUUUAUAAUAUUAUAUUACAUUUAUAAAUGGUUAGGCUAA